Messenger RNA from Culicoides brevitarsis, 1779 nucleotides. It is a transcript of the gene U3-55K, whose product is annotated as U3 small nucleolar RNA-interacting protein 2. The record is from RefSeq and is a predicted model, not a curated record. Gene Ontology annotation, cellular component: small-subunit processome. The coding region runs from base 135 to 1571 and encodes 478 amino acids. The transcript has 2 exons. Gene Ontology annotation, molecular function: U3 snoRNA binding; protein binding. Lineage: Eukaryota; Metazoa; Arthropoda; Insecta; Diptera; Ceratopogonidae.
CGUCGUAGCGCUGUCAGACGUAAACAAAGGCCAUGCUUUCAAAAGUCGGAUUUUAAUUUUCAUCAUUUUAAAGGAUUUUCAUAGUCAAAUUCAUUGCUAGAUCGGUAUUUAGUGAAUUCCGACACCACAAACCGAUGGUUUCUCAAAGCAUGUUCCAACGAGGUAAAUCUAAGGUCACCCGAAAGCGAUAUCACGAUGAUUCGUCGAAGAAAAAGUCCAAAAAACAAAAGCCAACGAAGCAAGAGUCCGAGGAGGAGAUUGAAUCCGAUGUCGAAGUCAAUAGUGGCGAUGAGCUGGAAAUCACAAAGCCCAUGAAAGACUUCCACGUCUCGGAGGACGAAGAUGAAGUUGAGACUCCUGCACAAAAAAAGGUCCGUUUAGCCAAACAGUAUCUCGCUGAGCUCGCGGAACAAGAAAAAGAUAAAUUAGCCGAUGAAUCGGAGGAUGACGAUGAUAAUAUUUUGGAUGAUCGUAUCAAACAACGCCUAAAAGAGGAACAUUUGGAACAAAUUGGGAAACUGAGACGCAGCAUUGCACACGAAUUUGUCGGAUAUGACGCCGGAAAAAUUGUUACCUUGAAACAUCGCUUCCAAAAGUCCCCCUUAACGUGUGUGUGUUUCAGUCCCGAUGAAAAAACCCUCUUCACCGGAUGUAAAAACAACAUUUUACUGAAAUGGGAAGUGGCUACGUGCAAGCAACUGCUAAAAGCUGACCUGUGUACGAAGAAUGGUGAUAUGAAGGGACGUCGUUUCACGAAUUGUAUGGCAAUUAGUUCAGACGGGAAAUUCCUGGCAGUCGGCGAUGGAAGUACAGAUAUUCAAGUUUUCUGUCCCAGCACGUUAAAGUUUCUCGGACUGCUAAAGGGCCAUCGUGCGAUUGUCAAUGCCUUGGUUUUCCGCAAGGGAUCGCAUCAACUAUACAGCGCAAGUGCCGAUCGAUCUGUCCGAAUUUGGUCAAUGGAUGACAUGGCAUUCGUGGAAGCCUUGUUUGGACAUCAAACGCCCGUUACCGGCAUCGAUGCACACAUUCGAGAACGAGCAAUCACGUCAGGGGGUAGCGACAGGUCUGUGCGAAUCUGGAAAAUUGUCGAAGAAUCGCAACUUGUGUAUUCCGGAGGGCACGAUGGAAGCAUAGAAAGUGUAAAAUUAAUUAAUGAAGAGACUUUUCUCACGUCCGGCGACGAUGGACAGUUGUGCGUGUGGAAUGUGAACAAAAAGAAACCACUAACGAGUGUAAAACUCGCUCAUGGUACAACAGAAAAGGGACACGCGAAUUGGAUCAGUGCCAUUACCACAGUGCUCAACACAGAUUUAGUGGCAUCGGGAUCGUGCGAUGGAUUUUUACGCGUUUGGCGAUUAAGUGAAAAUUUUUCAAAAAUUACGGAGCUCUUUUCCGUUCCCGUGGAAGGAUUUAUUAACGACUUGCGAUUCAUGGAUGGUGGUAACAAAAUUGUCGCGUGUGUCGGACAAGAACAUCGACUCGGUCGAUGGUGGACACAAAAACAAGCUAAAAAUUGUUUGCUAAUUAUACCAUUAGUUAAGUCUAGUAGUGACGGCGAUGACGAUGAAUAAAUUUAAUUUUCUUCUUUUUUGCCUAAAUUUGUGAGAGUGUCCUCGAAUUCCUUCGGUUCAACUUUGCGUUUGUCAGCAGCAUGUGCGGGGGGACCUAUUAACUCGACAACUUGAUCAUAGUUGAGGGUUUCGCGUUCAAGAAGUGCCUCGGCAAGCUAAAAGAAAUUACAAAAAUUAACUUUAAAAAAAAAAUUUUAAUUAAAAUUUC